This is a messenger RNA of Mytilinidion resinicola, 4777 nucleotides long. RefSeq names its product P-type ATPase-like protein. The transcript is spliced from 4 exons. NCBI's taxonomy places the organism in Eukaryota, Fungi, Ascomycota, Dothideomycetes, Mytilinidiales, Mytilinidiaceae. Gene Ontology annotation, molecular function: magnesium ion binding; ATP hydrolysis activity; ATPase-coupled intramembrane lipid carrier activity. The coding region runs from base 111 to 4679 and encodes 1522 amino acids. The record is from RefSeq and is a predicted model, not a curated record. Gene Ontology annotation, cellular component: plasma membrane. Gene Ontology annotation, biological process: phospholipid translocation.
AGGCGAAUUGGCAUCUCCUGCGGCGUAGAAGCCUAUCCGGCCGUCGCCGGCGACACGGCAUCUGAGGAGCUCGCCUCGCAGCCUCUCCUGCCAACCGGCUCACCAACGCAAUGGCCUUCGACCCGACCCAGGACGAGAACGAGGUCUCGAAUCCCGUGAAAAGGAUACGAUGGGCGACACAUAGAGCAGGGGGCACGAAAGGGGACAAGAAACGGGCGUCGCUCAUACAACGUCUCCACAACCGAACAACCUCGACUGAAAAGAAGCGCGAGUCUUCGGGCACUACCAACACCACGGGCAAGGAAAGCGAUGCCCCCGAGAGUGGCUCAGAAACCGGAAGCGAUGAGCAGGACACCAGUAGGAGGGUAUAUUUUAACAUUCCGCUCCCGGCGGAGGAGAGGGACGAAGAUGGACACCCAAAGGCCUCCUACUCCCGAAAUAAAAUACGGACUGCAAAGUACACCGCCAUAAGCUUCGUACCCAAGAAUCUGUGGUUCCAGUUCCAUAACAUUGCCAACGUGUACUUCCUCUUCAUCAUUAUCCUUGGAAUUUUCCAAAUUUUUGGCGCCUCGAAUCCAGCACUGAACGCGGUUCCACUGAUCGUGAUCAUAACCAUAACCGCAGUCAAGGACGCAGUUGAAGAUUGGCGACGAACCGUGCUUGACAAUGAGCUGAAUAAUGCUCCGGUUCACAGAUUGGUGGAUUUCAAUAAUGUCAACACAGCAGAGAACCAGAUUUCGCUGUGGCGACGAUUCAAGAAGGCUACUACAAGGCUCAUCAUUUCAACUUGGAAGCUGAUGAACAAGAGAAAGAGCAAAGGGGAGAAAGGCAAGAGCUGGCAAGAGAGGUCCAUGGAUGAGUCGAGGCCCUCAGUCGAGACGAGAAGAGCUUCCGCCAUCUCCCGAAGAGAGUCCUUCCUUUCUGUUGGGAGCCAGGAGGGCAUCCAGAUGACUCCAGUCCCUUCCCCGGUCCCAGGCCAAGGGCCGCCUCCUGAUGCGCUGGACAUUGAGGGUCAUCCCCAGACGACUGUCACUUUCGAAGGAAUUCGGCCUGGAGCGAAGGGCCAGCCCGCGCAGCGGGACUCCACCGCGCCAGCCAGGAAAUUCUAUGGCAACAUCAUAGAUCCUUUCAAAACUACCCCGGACACAGCUAGGUUCAAGAAGGACUACUGGAAAAAUGUUCAAGUUGGAGACUUUGUUCGUCUGUACAACGACGAAGAAAUCCCAGCCGACGUCGUUGUCCUCUCCACCUCGGAAGCUGACGGGGCUUGCUAUGUUGAAACGAAGAAUCUAGACGGCGAAACUAAUCUAAAGGUCCGACAGGCGCUGCAUUGCUCUGAAAAUGUGAGGCACGCGCGUCAUUGCGAGAAAUCUUCAUUUGUGAUCGAAAGCGAAGGCCCUCAUUCCAAUCUCUACUCCUACAGCGCAGUCAUAAGAUGGGCUCAACGCGAUCCCAGGGACCCCGAUCUACCUACCACGGAUAUGGCCGAACCUAUAACAAUCAACAACUUGCUUCUUCGUGGUUGCAACCUGCGAAACACCGAAUGGGCUCUUGGUGUCGUCGUUUUCACUGGAGACGAAACGAAGAUCAUGAUCAAUUCAGGCAUAACUCCUAGCAAACGCGCUAAAAUUUCCAAGGACCUGAACUGGAACGUUGUGUACAACUUCAUCAUCUUGUUCUUCAUGUGCUUGAUCUCUGGCAUCGUACAAGGAGUCUUUUGGGCUAAAGACGACACGAGCCACGCUCUAUUUGAGUACGGUUCUUACGGUGGUUCCCCGCCUCUAGACGGCUUUAUUACUUUCUGGGCCGGUGUCAUCCUCUUCCAGAACUUGGUUCCUAUCUCGCUCUACAUUACCCUCGAGAUCAUCCGUACGUUACAAGCCGUCUUCAUCUACAGCGACGUCCACAUGUACUACGAAAAGAUUGACUACCCGUGUACUCCGAAGUCUUGGAACAUCUCCGACGAUGUGGGUCAGAUUGAGUACAUCUUCUCAGACAAGACUGGCACUUUGACGCAAAACGUCAUGGAGUUCAAGAAAGCCACAGUAAACGGCGUUCCCUACGGAGAGGCCUACACGGAGGCUCAAGCUGGCAUGCAACGACGACAAGGGAUCAACGUUGAAGAAGAGGGCGCCCGUGCUCGCGAACAAAUUGCCCGCGAUCGCGUUCGAAUGAUUGAGUCAAUUCGCCAAAUGCACAACAAUCCUUACCUGCGAGACGAGGACCUUACCUUUGUUGCCCCCGACUAUAUUGCUGACCUCACUGGAGAAUCGGGUGAAGAGCAACGACAAGCGAACGAGAGAUUUAUGCUGGCCUUGGCCCUGUGUCACACGGUAAUCACCGAAAGAACCCCGGGCGACCCUCCUAGGAUCGAAUUCAAAGCCCAAUCUCCCGAUGAGGCUGCGCUAGUAGCUACAGCUCGCGACGUUGGGUUCACUGUCCUUGGCCGAAGUGGAGAAGACAUCAAUCUCAACGUAAUGGGCAAGGAAUCGUCCUAUAGGGUCCUGAACACUCUAGAAUUCAACUCGACGCGGAAACGUAUGAGCGCUAUCAUUAGGAUGCCCAACGGCAAGCUUAUGCUAUUCUGCAAAGGAGCGGACAGCAUAAUCUAUUCGAGAUUGAAGAGUGGCAUGCAGCCAGAACUCAGGCGAAGCACUGCGGAGCACCUCGAGAUGUUUGCACGUGAAGGUCUACGAACGCUUUGCAUUGCUGAACGAGAACUCGACGAGGAAGAAUACCAGGAAUGGAAUAGACGACAUGAUAUUGCUGCCGGGGCUGUUGCCAACCGCGAAGAGAAGCUCGAAGAGGUUGCCGAUUCGAUUGAACGAGAACUCAUGCUUCUUGGUGGUACCGCCAUUGAGGACAGGUUGCAAGACGGUGUUCCCGAUGCCAUAUCUUUGCUUGGUAAAGCCGGAAUCAAGCUCUGGGUCCUCACCGGUGACAAGGUUGAGACUGCGAUCAACAUUGGCUUUUCUUGCAAUCUCCUCGACAACGACAUGGACUUGAUUGUUUUCAAGAUCGAAGACGAGAGUUUGGCGACUGCGGAAGCCGAGCUAGACAAACAUCUUGCGACUUUCAACAUGACCGGAUCUGACGAAGAACUCAAAGCUGCACAAGACAAUCACGAACCUCCCGACCCGACCCAUGCCAUCAUCAUUGAUGGUGAUUCAUUGAAACUCGUGUUGAACGAUUCUAUCAAGCAGAAGUUCCUCCUGCUCUGCAAACAGUGUCGCUCGGUGCUUUGUUGCAGAGUCAGUCCGAGCCAAAAAGCCGCCGUCGUCCAUAUGGUCAAAACUGGAUUGGACUGUCUUACACUCGCAAUUGGUGACGGCGCGAACGAUGUUGCCAUGAUUCAAGAAGCACAUGUAGGUGUCGGUAUUGCUGGUGAAGAGGGCAGACAAGCUGUGAUGUCUUCCGAUUAUGCCAUUGGCCAAUUCCGCUUUCUCACUCGACUCUGUCUUGUGCAUGGGCGAUGGUCUUAUCGCAGGCUGGCAGAGACCAUUGCCAAUUUCUUCUACAAGAACCUUGUUUGGACGUUUUCGCUGUUCUGGUAUCAGAUUUACGAGAACUACGACUGCUCGUACAUUUUCGACUACACCUACAUCAUUCUCUUCAAUCUUGCCUUCACUUCCCUUCCCGUCAUCUUGAUGGGUGUUCUAGACCAGGACGUCGACGACAAAGUCUCGCUUGCUGUACCCCAGCUAUAUCGCAGAGGUAUUGAGCGAAAGGAGUGGACGCAACCUAAAUUCUGGAUGUAUAUGGCGGACGGAUUUUACCAGUCAAUCGUCACGUUCUUCAUGGUGUAUUUGCUCUUCUCCCCUGCGACUUUCAACUCAUCAAACGGAUUGGGAAUUGAUGACACAAAGCGAAUGGGUGUCUACGUCGCCACGAUCGCGGUCCUUUCCGCCAAUUUCUACAUUCUCUUCAACACCUACCGGUGGGAUUGGCUAAUGCUUCUCAUCGUGGCAAUCAGUUGUCUUCUGACAUGGUUUUGGACUGGAGUGUGGACCUCUGGUACCGGAAGUGCCGCAUUCUACAAAGCGGCGCCCCAAGUCUAUGGAUCGCUCUCUUUCUGGGCCGUGCUUCUUCUGGCUGUGGUCAUUUGUCUCCUGCCCCGCUUUGUGGUCAAGGCUACCCAGAAGAUCUAUUUUCCUUAUGACGUGGACAUCAUUCGCGAACAAGUUCGCCAAGGAAAGUUCGAUUACCUCAAGGAGAACGAUGACUUUAUACCACCACCUCCGGAGAAAGUCGCUUCCAUGUCAUCAUCAGAUGUUUCCAAGUUGAACAAGAAGACUCCCGAGGCACCUGUUGUUGAGGAUGAUAUGCGACCCAUAUACCCUCCGUCCGUAGCUCCGACCUCUACGACACACAACCCGAGGAGUCAGAACGGAAGCAACAGCACCGAUUACACUUACAGGCGUUCUUUGGAUACCAUUCCCAAUAGGAUAUCAUUGGAUCGCCCACGACCGUCCUUCGACCGGGCACGCGUUUCGAUGGACAGGGUCAGGCCAAGCUUUGAGCAAAGUAACGAAUUUACUUCUGCUGCAUUGCUAACGCGUAUCGAAUCUAGUCAGAGUCAAACGGGUCAGCGUACUGGACAACUUAGUCGAUUACGGCAUGCACUGAGCUCGAGAAGACCGACUAGCUCGAAGGAUGAGGACCCCGAGCAUCUAAAAUAAGCAUCGCCCAACCUAACCACCUAAUCAUCCAUCUACCUACUUUACGACUCCGAAUCUUCGAGUUUAUCGAUAUUCCCCCUCACGACGGCUGUACAUAA